UUUUCGUUGCUCAGGUUGCUCUGCGUCAACGUUAACCUGUCUAUAGUGAUUUUACUUGAAAGGAAAUAGGUUUUUUAUUAAAUAAUAAAAAAUGGGCAGUGGCGAUGAUGAAGCGCCUAAUAUUCAGUUUAAGAAAAAGAACAAGAAAUCUUUAAGGAAACGCCAAGUUUUUUCAGAUGAUAAUGACAGCGAGGAGGAAAAAGUGUCCCUCAGGGAAAAGGUUGAGGAGAUGAAAAUCAUUCAAAGACUCCGUGAGAGGCCGGCUGGUGUUGAUGUUGUUGGUUUGGCUCUCGGAGAAAACGUUGCAUCUGAUGCCAUAACAUCAGAUCCCUUUAACAUGAAAACUGGAGGAAUGGUAAAUAUGGCUGCACUGAAAAAUACAAAACAUAAGCCAAACGAUGCAUACGAAACUGGCAUUGGAACGCAGUUUAAUGCAGAGACUAAUAAACGUGACGAAGAUGAAGAAAUGGUCAAGUACAUAGAAGAAGAAUUGUCAAAGCGCAAGAGUAAAAAUAGUAACGAUGCGGCGAAUGAUGCGAAUAAUGAAAAAGGAUCUUAUUGCUCACCUGAGGAAGCAGCGUUGCGCGCGGUACCAGAACAUUUGAGACAAAGCUCAGCCAAUCGUAGUGAGGAAAUGCUUUCAAAUCAAAUGCUUUCUGGUAUUCCAGAAGUUGAUCUUGGCAUAGAAGCUAAAAUUCGUAAUAUUGAAGCUACCGAAGAGGCAAAACUAAAACUUCUUUGGGACAGGCACAGAAAGAAAGAUGGACCCUCACAGUUUGUUCCUACGAAUAUGGCUGUAAAUUUCGUGCAGCACAACAGAUUUAACAUAGAAGAUUCAGAUUUCCACAAAUCACAGCAGGAGUCUGGUGAUAAGAAAAAAUGCACUACCAAAGAAGAUAUCCGAGGAAAGCGAAAAGACAACGGAGAGAAAGCAACGGACGAUUACCAUUAUGAGAGAUUUAAAAAGCAAUUCAGGCGAUUUUAAAUCAAAUUGCAUCAUUGUAU
Messenger RNA from Trachymyrmex cornetzi, 1005 nucleotides. RefSeq lists its product as uncharacterized. NCBI's taxonomy places the organism in Eukaryota, Metazoa, Arthropoda, Insecta, Hymenoptera, Formicidae. The transcript is spliced from 6 exons. The record is from RefSeq and is a predicted model, not a curated record. Bases 92 to 985 code for a protein of 297 amino acids. Gene Ontology annotation, biological process: mRNA splicing, via spliceosome. Gene Ontology annotation, cellular component: spliceosomal complex.